This is a messenger RNA of Penicillium cosmopolitanum, 1476 nucleotides long. RefSeq names its product MFS transporter. Bases 1 to 1476 code for a protein of 491 amino acids. Gene Ontology annotation, molecular function: transmembrane transporter activity. NCBI's taxonomy places the organism in Eukaryota, Fungi, Ascomycota, Eurotiomycetes, Eurotiales, Aspergillaceae. The transcript is spliced from 4 exons. Gene Ontology annotation, biological process: transmembrane transport. The record is from RefSeq and is a predicted model, not a curated record.
AUGGAAUCGUCAAAAGAACUCAAUCUGGUCGAAUUCUCGGAUAAUGGCCAAACCCUCGCGCGUGAUCCUCGUUUUGAAGUCACCUGGGAAACGACAGAUCAACAAAAUCCUCGGGCAUGGUCGGUUUGGUACAGGAGUUUCAUUGUCGCUUCUAUGUCCUUUUCAACCACCAUAGUAGUCAUAUAUACUACGAUGUACACAUCGGGGGUUGAGGGAAUGCAAGAAUCAUUCAACGUUUCAUCCAAAAUUGUUGUGCUUUUGGGGCUGACCACAAAUCUCUUUGGCCUGGCCAUCGGCUCUGUUGUUCUUUCAUCGCUGUCAGAGAUAUACGGUCGGAGGCCAGUGUACUUGAUAUCUGUGCUUUUGUUUGGUCUCUUGAUUGUACCUGUGGCUCUGGCGAAAAAUAUCGAAACAGUGCUGAUCAGUCGAUUUUUCGGGGGAUUUUUCGGGGGUGUCAUGAUCGCGAGCGCACCUGGAAGUGUUACUGAUGUGACUGACGAUCAAUACCGUGCCCUUGCUCUAAGUUGCUGGAGCCUUGGUACAAUGAACGGUCCUGUCCUAGGUCCAAUCAUAGGCGGUUUUGUCUUUCAAUAUCUUGGAUGGCGCUGGAUAAACUGGCUUGUCCUAAUUUGCACGGGAGUAUCAUUGGCCUUGAUGUUUUGUGUCAAGGAGACAUAUGCACCUUCUCUUCUACGAAAUAAAACCAAACAGGUUCGGUCGGAUUCUGGUGACCAGCGGUGGUGGUGUCGCCAUGACCACCAAGAAACAGGUCUUCGAAUGCUCAAGUCUAACUUGAUCAGGCCAGUUCGUAUGAUCGUUUCAGAGCCGAUCUGCGUCUUUUGGAACCUCUAUGUGGGAGUCGUCUAUGCCGUGCUGUUCCUUUGCUUUGUGGCAUAUCCCAUAGUAUUCGAAGACAUGCGUGGCUGGAAACCUGGUUUUGCAGGGCUUAGCUAUUGUGGCAUCGGAGCCGGCACUGCGAUUGCAGUGAUGCUAGAGCCACUGAUACGCAAGAUCAUCGCAAUGCAUCCGAAUGACCCACAUACUGGCAAACCAACACCGGAAGCUGCUGUAUUCGCAGUAUGUGUCGGAAGUGUACUUAUUCCGGUUGGAGAACUUUGGUUUGCGUGGACCGCAAAGCCAUCUGUUCAUUGGAUUUGUCCGAUCCUUGCCGGAUUGCCUUUCGGUCUUGGGAACGGUCUGACUUUUAUCUACGCAACCAACUAUAUGGCCGGAAGCUAUACUGUCUACGCUGCUUCGGCCCUAUCUGGAAAUUCUAUCAUCCGUUACGGGCUGGCUGGUGUGCUGCCCCUUGCUGGCUCGAAAAUGUAUUCCACGCUGGGGCCGAACUGGGCUGGAACGAUGUUGGCUCUAAUUGAGUUUUCUUUGAUCCCAAUCCCUUUUUUCUUCUAUAAGUAUGGUUAUAAGAUCAGACUGAGAAGCCCCAUGAUUGUACACAGAAACAAAGGAAUCCAUUGA